UAUCCUCGUGAAGAUUUUGUUAACGAAGAUGAUACAUUACGUAUAGGUACAAUGAAGUUGAAUGGAGAAGUUGUAAAAUUCAAUGUGUAUAAUUUUGUGAACUCGCAUUGAAAAUUUUCCAAAGAUGCAUUCAUUGGCAUCUUACAUACUAUUAUGUUCAACUUUGUGCUGUUACCAUAUUCAUAUCACGAAGGCACAACCAGAAAGUAAUUUGUGUCACAACAAAAAAUAUCAAGCUAUUCUUUUCGAUCUAACUAGAAAAGAAAGCGGUUCAGCAUGUCCAGCUACCACCGAACGAGAGAAAAAAUUUAACAAAGAAGUUUCAAUCACUGGUAGAAGUCUUUUUUUGCAAAUUGUUUACAGACGUAACGAAGCGAAAGAAAAUAUCUCAUUAGAUAUCUGUGAAAAGCCUCCUCAACCUGCUAUGGUUUAUAAUUCCAAACAGGAUACUUAUGAGAUUGGUUUCGAGUUUUACUAUGAAGAAGGCAAGAUUCAGUUGGAAGAAGAUAAAUAUCAUUGUUAUAACGCAGUAGAAAUUAAUAACCAAUCAAAAUCUCCAAGCGAAUUCGUUUCCAAUCGUUACGAUGGUAAUAACACAAAAUUUAUAUUCUUCGAUGGAUCCACCACAUUGGUUUUCCAUUGGAUAUCAGAGUUAUCGAUCAACUCAUCGGGAUACAAUAAACUAAUAGAAUGGGAGAAAGAAAAUAUUGAUGCUGUGGAAAAAAAUAUAUUAUCCAAAUGUCAAGACUAUCAGUUACACGGAUGGGAUGAGAUCAACGUAAAAAUCCAGCCUCACUCAAAAAUAGAUGAGCUGGACUCAUCGGUGAAAAGUUAUGAACUAUUGCAUGUAUCUGAAGAAAGAACCUACGGUGAAUGGUACCAAGAGUCAACGAAUCACAAAGAACAGUCUCAAGGAAUUCUGACAAAAUCACAAAUAAUUCCAGUAUGGUAUUUCGACACGUAUUCGGGUAGGCUUGCCUCUUGUACACACAUGAAUGUUAUACUGGUUUGGAAAAGUAUCGCCGAUGGGCAAUUGAAAAAAGUUGACAUUUUCAUUGCUGCAGUGAUUGGUGUUCUGAAAUGGUACGAUCGAUUUAAUCAGAAAGUUAUUUUUGGUGUAAACGGUGGGUAUGAACGACGACUUAAUUACAAAUUGAAUGACGAACGCCAGCAAUUUCUUAUUCCAAAAAUAAUAUAUCGGGUGGUCCGAGGAUCGUGGUAUUAUGAUCAGUUUGAUGCCGUGAUUGUAAUUCACAAUGAAGUGGAUAAUGUGACAGACAGUGAGAGGCUCUGCAGCAACGAUACGAUGAUUUCAGGCUGGGAUACAAUUCGAAAUGAUGACCCAAGAACUGGAUUAACAUACGUGUGUCAGCUAACAGAAGAACUUGAAGAAAAGUUAGGUAUUUGGCGAUGUUUUCGAUACAAUCCGGUAGAGCCGAUUCGUUUGGAUGCAAUUCCUUACUCUGAGCAUCCUGAAUGGGAUUACACUUUUCCCAUAGAAGAUAAUGAUAUUAGAAGGUCGGUUGAUCAGGUGUUUGAAGCGAUUAUGCGGCCGCUUAUCCCAUAGAAGAUCAUGAUUAUAGAAGUGCAGUAAAUGAAGUGUUUGAAAACAUGUUACGAAGUUCCGGAUCUGAAGAUCAUCACUACUCAACACCAUCAAUUCAAAUAUCAUUUCAAACAUCAUCAACCCAAACAACCCAAAUAUCAUCGGAAAACCCUUUAAAAGUGCGAUCUUCAGUGAAUCUUUGGAAACUGACGCCAACUGUACUCUGCAGUAAUUUCAGAAGUUUUGAAAGCUAAAUUUUCAAAAAGAUUUGAACAGCUCUUUUAAGUAGGUAGGUAAGCAGGUGUACAUAUAAACAUGUUGAGAAUUUUGAAAUGAAAUACAAACUAAAAUUAACAACUUGAAGUGACUAGCAUUAUAAUAAAAAAUAUCCACCUACGAAAUCUUUAAAAAUAAAAUCACGUUAGGUUUAAGAUAAUCUUCAAAAAAAUAAUUUCAAAAAAUUUCACGAAAGAAACAACCUUGUUAAAAUUAUGCUUAAGUAUUUCAGUUUUCACAAUUUUGAAGUACCUAUAAAUUAACAAAUUACCUUCUUUAUACAGUAAGUAAUCAUUGCAAAAGAGAAGAUUAGUCAAGUUGUUCGAUUCUAUACUACGUAUGACGAUAGCAUCAGUAUCUGUUAGCCUACGUUCAAAUUAAACUUAUAUUACCUCGAGGGCUUGAGCCU
This is a messenger RNA of Planococcus citri (citrus mealybug), 2231 nucleotides long. RefSeq lists its product as uncharacterized. Lineage: Eukaryota; Metazoa; Arthropoda; Insecta; Hemiptera; Pseudococcidae. Bases 125 to 1567 code for a protein of 480 amino acids. The transcript has 6 exons. The record is from RefSeq and is a predicted model, not a curated record.